UUCCGGCAGGCGCAUGAAUAUCUUAAUUAAGCGUCGCUCCGGCACAGGUGUGUCUGUAGUGAGCAGGUGCGGAUUGUCCGCGCGGGCUGAACCGACAACAAGAUGCCGCCGAGGCGGAUGAGAAACGCAGGAAAUGCCCAGAUUAAAGAGCAGCUGAGCCGGGACAUGCGACAGGGCAGACUGGCUCUCUUCAUCCAGCAGUUUGAGAAAGAAGCACAGGAGCGCAUGAACGAGCUGGAGGCCAGAAUGGAGAACAUGUUGGCAACCAUGGACAGAGUGUUCAAAGUGGACCUGAUGAAGAUGCCUCCCUCUCUUCAAAACACCCUCAUAGGGGAUUUAAUAAGUGAGGAAGACAUCUCAGCAAGUGAUGUGUCAAUUGCCAUGAAGGUGAGUUGA
Larimichthys crocea (large yellow croaker) is the source of this 396-nucleotide messenger RNA. Its product is annotated as borealin-2-like. The transcript is spliced from 3 exons. Gene Ontology annotation, biological process: mitotic sister chromatid segregation. Gene Ontology annotation, cellular component: chromosome, centromeric region; spindle midzone; chromosome passenger complex. NCBI's taxonomy places the organism in Eukaryota, Metazoa, Chordata, Actinopteri, Sciaenidae. The record is from RefSeq and is a predicted model, not a curated record. Bases 103 to 396 code for a protein of 97 amino acids.